This is a messenger RNA of Eimeria acervulina, 3270 nucleotides long. RefSeq lists its product as hypothetical. The record is from RefSeq and is a predicted model, not a curated record. Gene Ontology annotation, cellular component: nucleus. Gene Ontology annotation, molecular function: transcription cis-regulatory region binding. The coding region runs from base 1 to 3270 and encodes 1089 amino acids. The transcript is spliced from 3 exons. Gene Ontology annotation, biological process: regulation of transcription by RNA polymerase II. Lineage: Eukaryota; Apicomplexa; Conoidasida; Eucoccidiorida; Eimeriidae.
AUGCCAUCUGUGACGUCUUUUUCUGCAAAAGAAGCCACAGAAACACUCAACUCGAGCGCCUCAGCGGCCAACAACGAGGACGGAGAUCUUGCCUCCUUAGAUCCGCUUAUUUCCUCUAUUUUGCAUGCAUUAGCAGCAUUCGGCCAUGGAGUUUCAAACUUAGCAGCGAAAAAUGCUCGAAGUGAUGCGCUGGAAGAGCGGCAGAGCGCAGGCGGGACGCCGCCAGCUGCAGCUCCGGUCGCUCCUCAGAGCAGCACCACCAGCAACAGCAGCAACAGCCGCAGCAGCAGCAGCAGCAGCAGCAAUGACAGCGGCAGCAGCAAGAGCUGCAGCAGGAACAGCAGCAACAGCAGCAGUUUGAAUGGAUGUGGGAGCGCGGAAGUGUUUAGACGUUUUUGUGAAGCUGUUUCUGCUUCAAGUUUGCCCUUGACCCAUUUGCAAUUGCCCCUUGAGACAGCAGCAGCAGCAGCAGCAGCAGCAGCAGCAGCAAGAACAACAACAGCAACAGCAGCUGCAUGCAGCGCUUCUUCUCCCUUUGCUGCUAACCCCACACUUUCCUUCUCCUCUUCAGAUCCUCUCGCCUUUGCAGCAGCGCUGCACCAACUCCAUGCGCUGCUGCUGCAGCUGCUGGCCCCUCCCGCGGAGACAACCUCAGCAGCAGCAGCACCAACAGCAGCAGCAGCAGCAGCAGCAGCGCCCUACUCAAGGCAAGAAAACAAAUCAGCAGCAGACGACCCGCUGCUGCUGCUACUCUCCUCCUGGUGGCUUCUAUGCGACAAGGCAGAUGCUGCUAUCCGCACCGUUAAUCCAGCCUGCUGUAUGCAGUGGCAGGAAGCAGCAGCAGCUCCCAGCAGCAGCAGCAGCAGCAGCAGCAAUGGCCGCACCCCACAAGCAGUAGCAGAUGAGGGAUUCUACUCGGGGGAAGAAGAUGGCAUAGAAAAUCCUGCUGCUGCUGCUGCUGCUGCUGCUGCUGCAGGGAUCGGAUUUGGUGCAGCCUCUGUUGCUGCCCCAGCAGCAGCCGCUGCUGCAGCUGCAGCAGCAGCAGAAGCAGCAGCAGCAGAAGCAGCAGCAGUAGGAACAGCAACAACUCCUCCCUCAGGGGGAUGCCGUAGCAGCAGAAGGAGUAUGUACUCUUUCCGGCGUUUGCUUAGUGGGGGCGGAUCCUUAUCUUUGUCACGUGUGGGGAUCCGGGAUCGGGAUCGGGAUCGGGAUCGUGGGGAUCCUGGGAUCGUAGACGAUCCCCAGUCGAUCCCAUCUUGCGUGCUGCUAGCACUAUCCAGGUGUCAAUGCAUUGUUUAUAUCCGCGGGUUUAUUGCAAGUUUGCUUCCUUCUCUUCUUUGGUCUUAUCUUACGCGCUGCAUGCACUCAAUAGACCAGCAGCCCCUGCCGCACCUGCUGCUGCUGCUGCUGCAGCUGGCCCAGCAGCAGCAACAGCAGCAGCAGCAGCAGCAGGCCCCGGCUCCUGACGCAGCCCCACUCCCAACAAGCACAGCGGCAGCAACAGCAACAGCAGCAACAGCAACAACGCAGCAGCAGCAACAAUCCGCUGGCUCCUUCUAUCCUCAGCUGCGCAGUUUGCUGCUGCAGAGCAGCAGCGAAGACUGCUUCAGCAACCCUGCAGGCCUAGAGGAUCUGCUGCUGCUGCUCGCCAACAGCAACAACAACAGCAGCAGCAGCAGCAACAGCAGCAGCAGCAGCAACAGAGCUUCCUCUAUCAAGCGCAGCAAGGACAGAGAUACAGGUUCCUUUGGGGCUGCUGUUGCUGCUGCUUCUUCGCUUCCUGAUUCUCUUAGACUCGAGGAUGUCUCUGCUGGGGGGGGCCGCAACAGCAGCAGCAGCAGCAGCAGCAGCAGCAACUCCUUUCUACAGUAUCUGUCGGUCUUUGAGGGGGGCAGCAGCUGCUGCAAGCUACUGCUGCAGCAGCAGCAGCGCAGCGCCCAGGCGCUGCAGCAGCUGCUGCAGCAGCCCGAGACCGGGAGAGCUGCCUCAACACAGCAGCAGGUGGAGAAAGAAGUUUUGGUUGCUGCUGGUGCUGCUGCUGCUGCUGCUAAGAGAAAAGACACAGAGGGAUCGCAGCAGCUGCUCCUGCUGCAUCGGGGCCCCACGCCUGCUGUUGCAUGCAUGACAACUGAAGCGCUGCAGCAGCUCUGUUUGCGAAUUCUUAAUUGCUUCUCCUUCUAUGCAUGCGCAUGCAGCAGCAUCGAGGCGAGCGUUGCUGCUGCAGCAAACUUUGCAGAAGCUGCUGCUGCUGCCCCUGCUGCUGCUGCUGCUGCUCCUGCUGCGUCGCACAGGGGCAAGGAGGGGGUUGAAAGCUGGAACAAUGGCGCUGCUGCUGCUGCCCCUGAUGCUGCUGCUGCUGCUGUUUGGGCGCAGCAGGCACUGCAGCAGCAGCAGCUGCUGCUGCUCAGCCCCGACAAUCACUCUGCCCUAAUAGCAGCAAAAUUUGCUGAGGCUGUAGCGGACCCUCAAGGUUUUAAACCUCUCACCACAGAUAUCCUGAUGCCGCAGCCCCUGCAGCAGCUGCUGCAGCAGCAGCAACAGCAGCAGCAGCAGCAGGGAUUUGAGUUGUCUGCUGAAGGCGAUGGCUGGGCCAGCCGUCUAGCUGAUGAGGCAUUGCUGCCGUUCGGGUGUAUGUACACCGCAGAGGGAAGCAAAAGGGACACCUUAACAUCGUCAGAGCAGCAGCAGCAGCAAGCGGAAGACGCUGCUGCUUAUGCUGCUGCUGCAGCAAGCAGGCGUGCAGAGGAGCUGCUGCUGCAGCUGAACGUACACCCCGACAGCAGCAACUGGGUUUACCUCCCUGUAGGGGAGCAGCUAAUGCUACAGCUUAGCAGAACCAUCGGCUCUUUGCUGCAUGCAUGCAGCAACAACGGCAGCAGCAGCUUGUGCAGCUGGGUCCCUGCAGCAGCAGCAACAGCAGCAACGGAGCUCCCAGAAACAAAGACAGAAAAAGGAGAAGCAGCAGCAGCAAAAGCAGCAGCAGACGGGGAAUCUGAGCUGCUGCUUACUGCACAAGAUGCUGCUAUAGCAGAUGAACAGGUCCUCGUCCUUCUAGAUAAGGCCAAAGCUGCAGCUGCUGCAGCAGCAAACAGCAGCAGCAGCAGCAGCAGCAGCUGGCAGCAAAAACAGGAUGCGCACCUUGGGGGUUGUAGUGCGACCGCAGCAAUGCUGCCUACUGCAGCAGGGGAGCAGCACUUGCUGCUGCUGCUGCUGCUGCAUCAGUGCUGCGACUUCGGGCUUAAGUUGCUGCUUUCUUCGUUCGCCUGGUAG